Ilex paraguariensis (yerba mate) is the source of this 2634-nucleotide messenger RNA. Lineage: Eukaryota; Viridiplantae; Streptophyta; Magnoliopsida; Aquifoliales; Aquifoliaceae. The record is from the annotation of a GenBank genome assembly.
GUUUAGUAGUGAAAGAUCCAGUGGGUGGGAUUCGGAAAGUUGGUGCAAGGGUGAUUUGAGGAGAUAUGGAGCAAUGCACAAGCAGGAAAUGAGUGCAAGGACAUGGUGCAUGGACAGGAGAGUAGUUUCUGGUCUGUUCCUGUCUUGGAACGAAGGUACCAGGAACUAGGGGGAGCUUUGCUGGUGGUGAUAGGUUCCCACUUUGCCAUUUCCAGGUUUCCGUGCAAUGUCUCGCUGCUUUUCAUUUCCUCCUCCAGGAUAUGAAAAGAAGGCAAGACCUGAUGAUGCAAAUUUGCUAACCAAGGAGAAGCACAAGGAGAACAAGCACAAGAAGGAUAAGAAGGACAAAGAAAAGAAAGAAGGUAAAGAAAAAAAAGACAAAGAGAGGAGUGAAGAAAAACAUAGAGAAAAGAAAGACCGAAAGGACAAGCACAAACACAAGAAGGACAAGGAUAGGGAUAAAGAGAAGAAAAAGACCUCGGAUGAGAAGAAAAUUGUAGGGCAAUCAAAUUGUCACAAUGGCAAUAAGCUUGAUCCAAACCACAAGCAGAAAGAUGGGGAUACAGAUUCCAAAUUUUUGCUGGAUUUGGGCAACAGAAUCAGAAAUGAUGAUGGAGCAAUGGAAAGCAGAACAGUUCAGAAAACUACUCCAAUUCAAAGAAGUGCUGAAUUGCCUAGAAAGAUGGUUGAGAGCAACAUUGGCAAGUUGGAUGAAGGAAAUGAUAAGUUUAAAGAGAAGAGAGAAGACAACAGAAAGAUUGGUGUGCCAGGUAACAAAUUUCAGGCAAGGGGUAUCGAAAAUGGUUUUGUUCAGAGUGUCAACGAGGGGGAACAGAGGAAGGUUGAAGGAGUGGCUAGACUGGUGGGAAAGAAUCUUGAGAUGCAAAUGGAGGGAAAAGAAAAGAGUAAGCCUAAAAAUAUUGAUAGUAGAGGAGAUAGAAACAAGGAUAAAGACCGAGAGAAGAAAAGCAAAUCAAAGGAUAAAAAAAGGAAAAAAGAGAAGAAAAAGGAGGAGGACCCAAAUAAAGAGCAGCUAAAACUAAGAGAAAGCGGCAAUAAUGAUGUAGGUGUUCAUAGUGUUAAGCCAUCAUUUCUUUCAAAGGAGAGCAAUAAGAGUACUGUUAGCAAUGGAAAUCUUGGCAAGCGGAAGGAGCUUGAAAUGAAUGGAUUUUUACAUGACAAUGACACACGGCCAAACAAGUUGGCGAAACAUGUCACUUCCUCUCACCAAAUUGUGGAGCAUGGAAGGAAAUUGGAACCUUGCCAAACUGUGUUCCCGUUUCAAUCUGAUAAGAAGGGGACUGUGACAGCCAAUAACCAAAAGGUGAAUGACAAGGUUUCAGCCUAUCAGCCCCUCUUGGAAAAUGAAAGGAAAUUAGGACGGAGCCAGACUGCUGUCCAGUUUGCAUCCAAGGGGCAGGGAACAGUCGAUAACCAUAAGGUGAAUGACAAGGUUUCGUCUCAUCAGCCGCUUGUGGAAAGUGAAAGGAAAUCUCAGCUGAGCAAAACUGCUAUUCAGUUUCCAUCCAAGGGGCUGGGAACAGUCAAUGACCAGAGAGUGUUUAACAAGGUGUCAUCCUUUCAGGCUGUUGUGGAAAAUGGAGGAAAAUUAGAACCAGGUCAAGCUGCUCUUCAGGCUUCGUCUGACAAGCAAGGGGGUGUUUCUAACAGUAAGGGGGCUAAAAGAGAAUCCAGGAUUAAUGGUUUGACGGAAGCUCAACAACCAACUGUUUCCUCGGCAAGGCCUACAUCUGCUCCUUUAAAAGUUAAACAGAGGGCUGAGGCAUCUUUGAAACCUCCACAUCCAGAUUCCAAGUAUCUGAGCCAAAUAAUUCAUGUUCCGAAGAUUGAGUGGUCCGACUUUGAUGACCAGGAGUGGCUAUUCAACAGCAAAAAUCUCCAGUCAAAGAAGCCCAAAUUGGGUUCUUCUGUGGUUGAGGGAACAAAGCAGGUCUGGGCAGAAGCUCUACCGAUAGAAUCUGCUGAUGUUACUGCCUUGCCAUAUGUCAUUCCUUACUAGUUGGCAUCAUUCUUUACAAGUUGGCAUUGGAUGAAUUUGAUUUUUGCUUACAUCAACCUCAACUUGGCAUCGUUUUUUCUGUCGAGGAAGGUACCAGGACGGCCUUGGAGCUGGCGCUCCAUCCUGUAUUUUCUUUCUAGAUUGCUCCGAGAUGGGUUCUCUGGGGAAUUAAUUGAACUGAUCUUUGCUGCCAUAUCGGAUUUUGCAGUCCUGGAAAUGUUCUACAAGAGUUAAAAGUCUCUUGCACCCUAUGUAGAACGUUCAUUACAUGUUCCCUUUGCAAGUGCAUCAUCAAAGGACUUGGUUUCGAGAUGGGUUUUGCCUCUUUGGCGAGGCAAACCAGACCCACUACAUAGCACAUGGCUGGGCGAGUCGUCCAGACAUCAUAUGUAAGCAUCCUUCAGAGAAUCGUGAUACAGAGACAGGCAGACAGCCGAGAUAGUGAGAGAGAGAGAGAGAGGGAUUAUUUGUUAUUAGGAUGUGGAGAUGUUUCAGUAUAUUUAGUUUACAUAGUUACUUUGGACUUGGUUGAACUGAUACACAAUUUUGAUAUAUGUGACAUGAAAAUCAUCUGUGCUGAAUGUAUUGUAUUAUAGAGUGAAUAGAAAAGAGGC